AUGGGGGGAUGUGGAUCAAGAGAUAGAGAAAUGAAAGAGAAAAUUGGCUUCGCAUAGAAUGAUUAUGAUUAUGCAAUCAAACAGUUUUCUAAAAUGACCCAAUAAAAACCAGGGAAAGCAGAUCAAUACUUUAGUUUUGAAGGUUUUAAAGUAUUCUUUACCGAGAACCCUGUUUUCGCCUAAAAAUUAUACAUCUUCAUGAGAAAUUAUGGUGGUUAAAAUUAUGUUGACUUAAAUACAUUCCUAAUAGUCGUUGACUUAUUUACUAGAACUUCUAUGAAAUUAUAGAAUUAAUUGAAGAAUUUGGAUAUUUAAAUAUUAUUUAUUUUGGUAUCGCUUUCUAGUUCUGAGAUUAUGCAGAAAGACACAUUCAAUUUUAAUAAUGUUUAUAAAAUAUCUAUUAGCUAUUCUAAUGCUGUUAAAUUAUUCAAAGAACUAAUAAAUAUGUAAAGUGAUAAAGGCGAUAUUUUAUGUCAUGACGAUGAUUAAGCUCCUAUUUUAUUAGUCAAUAAUAUUUUUUAAGACCAUUCAAUUCUUAACUAUAAAGCCUUUAUAGAUAAAAUUAAAUAAGAAACUCCUUAGAUUUCUAAGAUUGUGAAGAAUUAUAUAGCAGGUAAGUUUAUUAAUAAGAUGCUUAAAAAUUAAUUACCUAAAUUAGAAUCCAGUGAAUUAAUGAAUAAAUAGUUGAUUGCUCUUCUUAAUUUGAGUGUUCCUUGGUUUUAUAAAUGUGUUGCUGUAAAUCAAGUAUACAAAUAUGAACUCGAAAGUGGAUAAACUUAUAAUUUCAAUGUUCUAGGAAACAGUCUGUUGUAAAUGAAGGGGCCAAAUGUUAUUCUGUUUCGACAUCUCUAAAGAGAUAAAGAUACAGAUAAAAUAGAUAAAUACACCUUUGGCUAUUUUUCACCUUCUCAAUGGAAAGUGUCACCUGAUAUUUCAGGGAAUAAGGGUUCUUUCAUAUUUUCUGUUCACCCAAAAUUUAAAAUAUUCUCAACAAACAACUAACAAUAAAGUAAAUUUGCUUUAUUGAUUCCUAUCAUAACCAAAAAAUAGACGCAAACUCUUCAGAGUCAAUUAAAAUAAGGACCAAAAUAACCAGGUUUGGGAAUUGGUGGCAGUGGAUAUGAUCAUCACAGAAUUUGGAUAGAUGGAAAGUAAUUGCAGGCAAGUAGAUUGGCGAUUGAUGAUAAGACUUUUUAGAGUGGACCAAUAUUACCAAAUGAUAUUCAUUUAUUGAAUAUAGAUUUGAUCGAAAUUUGGGAUUUGUAAUUGAAUACUGCAGCACAAAGCACCUCUUAUUUUAAGUCAACUACUCAUCAGCAUUAUUGUGGUGAAGAGGAAUAAAGAUUUAAUCAACACUAAUUGAGGGAUGUUCUCCUGACUUUAAAUUAAUAAAGCAGUAAUGAUUAUAGAAGAGGAACUUAAGAAUAUUAGAUAUCAAAUCCUUUGCUCCCAAUUAGCGAGGAGGAGGAGGAGAAAUAGUAGGGAAAAUGA
Messenger RNA from Paramecium tetraurelia, 1491 nucleotides. RefSeq lists its product as uncharacterized. The transcript is spliced from 8 exons. NCBI's taxonomy places the organism in Eukaryota, Ciliophora, Oligohymenophorea, Peniculida, Parameciidae. The record is from RefSeq and is a predicted model, not a curated record.